UCAACGAUUGCUAUCAAAAGUAUUAGUUACCAUUGUAAGGAAGAUAAAUCGAAACAAACCUCACGUUUUCGAAAAAUGGAGUUCAUUUCUACACAGUUUUACAGGAAUCCUACUGAAAUGUGAAUUAUUUGAUGAACUAUAUUCAACUUCAGAAAAUUGGGACCGCGUGAUGUUCUGAAAAAGCUGUUAAUUUUAAAAAUUCGUUAUAGGUUUGUCAUUAAAGGUUGAUUAAAAUGGAUGAUGAUGAUGAAAAUGAGACGGAAAUACCCGAGGACGAUGACGAAGUGGACGAUGUAGAACAUAUUUCAUCAGGACAUGAAAGAGGUGGCAUUGGAAAAGGUAGGGGGCGUGGAAACCGAAGAGGUCAUGGGGGCCGCGGGGAUCGAGGUGGACGCGAUACACAUCGAGAUUUCCAAAGGCGAAACGACGAGCCGAAUCAAAAUCGUAGAGGUCGCGGUGUACGCGGCGGUCGCGGCGGACGCGAAGAAAUUCGAAACACUCGUCAAUAUUACCACGAACCACAUUUGAACCGGGGAGAUAAUGUAGGUCGUGGGGAUCGAGACGGACACGACGCGCAGAAGGAUGCUCACUGGGUAAAUGACGUACCCAAUCAGAAUCGCAGAGGUCAGAGUAAUUUCAGAGAUGACCAAAGAUCCGGAUUUAGGAGACCCAGAAAUGAGAACGACGUAAAUAUGGAUAAAUAUCAAGAUGGUCAUCAGAAUAACCGCGAACCGUUCUCGAACCGUGGCGGUCGAGUUGGUCGUGGGGGUCGAGUUGGGUUCGACGCACAGCGAGAUGUCCGCAGGCAAAACGACGAACCCAAUCAGGAUCGCAGAGGUCAUGGAAAUUUCAGAAAUGGUCAAGAAUCCGGAUGUAGGCAACCCAGAAGUGAAAACGACGUCAAUAUGAGUGAACAUCGACAGCGUCAGACGGGAAAUAACCAGGAUCAAUUUCGAAGACCGCCAGAUCCUUAUUACUCUGACAGCGCUCCUCCACUGAACGCCAGUUAUCAACAGUAUGCACCUCCUCCUCACAUGAUGCCAGCAGGAUUUUUCGGAAUGGCGGCGCCUAUGAUGUCAACAGCACAGGCUCCGAUGAUGAUGAUUCCUGUUGCAAUGGCCCCUCAAUUUAACCAAGUAGGUCAAAGUUAUCAAAAUAACCCAACCUCUUAUCAGCAACCGCUAUUGCCUGAUAUGCCGUCGUCGAAUUUUCAUAGAAGCUCAAUCCACCCCGAUAACAACGAGUUUCGAAAAAGAACAACCAAUCCUAAAGAGGAUAAUCCAAAUGUUAAAGGAGUGGACAGAAAAGGAUUUUCUCGAAGGGAAAGUGUCGCAAGUCUUGAAGAUCAGGAAAACUCAGCUGGUAAAGCAGAUUGCACCAAAAACUCAGGAAAACAAAGAAAGAAUACUGCAAAAGGUAAGGGGAAGUCUGGAACUGAUAGGAAAAACACUUUCGACGACGCACGAAGUGGCGAAAAGUUUGGGAGUCAAGUCGAACGCGACGACUUGGGAAACCAACAAGGCAGAGCGAAAGACGCAAUAAAAGGCAAAGUAGCUCUAAAGAAAAAAGAAAGAAACUCUGUAGGAAAUGACGAUAAUAAUGAGAAGGAAAACAAUGACCAUGAGUUAGUAGAUGAUGUUGUAAGCUUUAUGCUCAAAUCAUAUGGCUGCACCGGAAAUCCAAAGGAUAUUCAAAGAGAAUGUGGAUUGUUUCCGGUAGAUAUUGACGUAGAAGAAUGGUUUAAAUCCAAACCGCAAUUUGUUUGUUUUGAACGCGAAGGAAAGGUAAUAAAGGUCUCCGUGUUCAUGAAACGGGCAUCAUAUUGUCUGAACUACAUCAAAAGUACAGGAUGCACAGAUGAUAACUGCAAAUGGUUUCAUCUUUGCAAAGAUAUGUUGUGUGGGCACUGCGCAUUCGAUAAAAAAUGCAGGUUGAGUCACGAUGCACUUGAUGACAGAAACAGGAAUGUAACCCGUAACCUUCGAUUGCCCAACUGCACAAACGAAGAUAUCAUAAACAUCCUGAAGGUGAGACAACCACGGGUUUGUGAAAGCUGGUCGGAACAUGGCAAUUGUUCAGACAGCACAUGCACUGAUCUUCAUGUCUGUCCUGGUUUCGUAAAUGGAAAAUGUAAAGAUGAUACAUGUACAAAAAGCCAUAGUUUGAGCUCUACACACAAUGGGCCCAUUAUUUCGGCAUAUGGAAUGACACAAUGGAACGAAAUGUUUUUAAAAAAAAGUAUAUAUUUACAACGAAAAUUGCAAUAUGAUACUAAUGUUGAACAGGACGAUAACGGUGAAAUUCCAAAUGACGCUGAACGUCUUGGAGAAUCUGACGCUGACUUCAAGUCGGAGCAACUUUGUGAAAGUUUUUUGACCAAAUCUUGUCGUAAAGACAACUGCAAAUUGAUACAUAACGUUAACGGUUUGCCAUAUAUUUGGCAAGUAAAGCUAAAAGACAAAUGGACAAACAUUCCGAACUGCGAAAGUUUCGAAGCGAUGUUUUGUAAUCCCAAACUAGAAGGGUCGGACAUCAUUGCCUGGAAUGAUUUUAACGAAGAAAGAACAACACAACUCUCUGUUUCGUUUGAUCCAGUGCUGAAGUGCAAGGUUUAUGACAGCGAAAUCCGAGAAGCCAAGACAAGACGUCUAUCAACCUUACCGUACAUUCAUGGAAAAGCAAAAACGGAAAGUUUUAAGACGCAAUGGAGAUGGUUUUGGGAAGACAAUGCUGGCAGAUAUAUUCUUUUUGAACCUGAAACACUUCAGUACACAAUUGAGGCCAAAUUUCUUGGGAGACAGAAAAGUUAUUUGUAUGUGCAAGAUAAUAAACAGUACAGGAUUGACUUCGAAGAAAUGAUACAGCGCCGACUAAAUCAAAACAGACCAGCGUCAAAUGGAAUAAAACGACGUCCAUUAUUUGUAAGCUCAAAAGACGUCGAAGGGAAACAGUUCCCUCCAUCACUCGCUGUUCAGACGGUGAAUAUUCCUCGUCCAACGUCAUGGAUGCCUUGGGAUCAUUUUCAGCCCUUCGAGCUAGUAGAGCUUCAAAACAAUGAAAGCGAUUUUUGUUCAGUGGCUGAAAAUUUCUACAAAUCUUUGGACAAAGAGAAGCAAAUCAUUUGUCGAAUAUAUAGAGUGCAAAAUCGCGAACUGUGGUCUUUAUUUUGCAACCACGAGGAAAGUAUGCUGAUGUCACAAACAGAUCACUCCUCAGCGCUUGACAAACGGAACCUCUACCAUGGCACUGAUUCUGACAACGCAAUUCGAGGAAUCUGCACUAACAACUUUGACUUCCGCUUCUCUGGCAAGAACGCGACUCUACAUGGAGAUGGGGCGUACUUUGCUAGUGAUGCCAAAUACAGCCACCUUUACACUAACCCGCCGACGAGGUACAUGUUUCAAGCAGUAGUUUUGGUAGGGAGUUACACGCAAGGUAAGCCCGAAUAUCGCAGACCUCCUCCAAAGCCCGGACGCGAGCAUGAACUGUACGAUUCCUGCGUUGAUAACAUGGAUAACCCUCGAAUUUUCGUCGUUUUUGAGAAGAAGCAACACUAUCCAGAGUUUCUGAUUGAAUAUUGCGACAAGGAAGAUCACCCCUCCACCACAACGACGUCGACUACUUCACAGGUUAAGGCUGACCCACUCACUUGCUGUUUACAAUAAACCUGACUUAAAGAACACUAUCAACAUUUUAAGUGUUGAAUUGUGAAACAAUGAAUAGAGACAAUCAUUUGAAAAAUGCUUAAACAUUUUAUUCUGGAACGAAUUUGAUUGUAUCAGUCAUGUUUGCCCACAUUUUUGUACGCAUCAAUGACAUGCAAGCUUUAUUCCAUCUGUAGUACUGAUAGAAAGUUCAAAUGUUAAUGCAGUCAGGUUUACGAGAAGAAUUUCUAAGUGUGGCAAUUGUACGUUUUCUUAUAAUGGCUUUGUGGUUGAGAAAUGUUUUUAUAAUUUAUAAGUUUUCCAAUUAAAAAAAGUAUGACCUUUUUUCUGUAUGAAAAUAAUUAUAAACAAUGCAAUUUUUAUUGAAGCAAUAGACAUUUAGUUGGCCAUAUUUUCUCUAGAAAUUAGUUUCCUGGAAGGUUGUAAAGUGUCUAAAAUUCACUAGCACAUGUGUAAGCAAUCAUACCUGUUACAAAAUGUAAGUUGCAUAACCAAAGUAUACUGUCAACUUAACUGUACAUACAUGUAACUUGUUAUGUUUUGGCCUUGUAGUUAAGUUUCUGUACACUUAUCUCACGUUUUGCUUUGUAUAGAUCAAUUAACUGUAUGAACUCAUUAGCCGCUAUACAUUAAGAUGACACCCGCAGUUAGUCUUAUUGCACAUGUCUUUACCAAGGCUGAAUAUGGCAUUCAUAAAUCAUUAUUAUUUACUAGAAUGUAUUUCCAUUUGUCUAUAUGCGAUUUAACGGAGAUAAAAUAGUUUUAACACAAAACAAAUGAUUCCUAGAAUAUCAAACUUUACUUGAAUUAGAACGGAAAAGCCGCAUCACGCUCGUAUUCCAAUCAGAAACUGUCGGGAAGAUUCAAAACGGUAUGUCGCCAACUCCUCUUACAGUAACACAUAUCUUUCAAAAUGGUGUGGCACAUGAUGAGCUGUAAAUAUCAUUGUAUUUCUUUUUUUGCUGGGAUGUAAAGUAACUGUAUCUGAUGUAACUGUGUUAGCUUUCCACCCAAUUGUAUAACUCAUGACAUGAUUAUGGGAUGUUUGUGAUGAUGUUAGGUAUUUAUGAUGUUUUAUCCUAUGUAUAUAUAUUUUUUUACUGCUAAUAUAAAAUUAUAAUUAAAAUAAUGUUUUUCUGUCUUAUCAAAAGACAAUAUAUUCCUAUCAACGGUUUGUUAGUAUAAAUAUUUUAAUUUGAAAUUGCAAAAUUAAAAACUGAAAAUUUAUUUGAAAAGCGAAAAACAACAGUAAAACAAGAUUUUAGAUUGAUAUUAAAAACUAUUCAUCACUCUGUUCGGAAUUUAGUCCGUUGCAAAAUGUGUAUUAAUGUGAGUUCACGAACGGCGAAAUAUGGGAUCUGACUACCAUUUAAUGUCCUCCAUAAGUAAAAUGAGUUUGUUAAGUAUAUUUUAUUAUGGAGCCGUCUAGUUCCAAAAACUUUGCCAAAUGAAUAUAUUUUUACCUAAUAAUAAACCCCAUGUAUCCAAUACACUGAACACGUAUUUUUACACCUUUUGUUACAUCAUUUUCUUGCGUUUCACUGUCCUUCCUAUCUCUGUUCAAUAUUUAUACGAAAAACUACAGAAAAAGUACAGUAGUCGAAAGUUUAAGAAUAAAGCCCGUUUAAUGACAGUGGGUUAACACCAAGACUGCUCAAAGAAUACUCGACAGCAUCUUUAUUUGUGUUGUUUUUAUUUAUUGUAUUUGUUUUUUUAGCUAAUCCUUUUGGUUGGUACAUUGACACAACCAUUACAAGACUAUAUGGUCACAUAGUUUUAAGCCUUCCAUUUACUUUGGCGGUCUAUGUUUUACAUGCGAGGAGUUGACACUGUUGCUCCGAAUUUGAUUUAUUCAUUGGUAAGCACUGUGUGUAUCUUGUAGAUGGAGUUUUGAAGCUAUAAUGUUUUCUUUAUUUGUUCCCAGUCUUAGUACACUGAUGUUUUUUAUUAUAAAACUCUAUGAUCACACAGUUUCAAACCUUUUAUUUUAUAAGGCAGACUGUGUGUGAUGCUCAUAGUUUUAAACAAUGACUGCAUCGUAUCUUUGAUAAGGUUUUGCAUUAGGUGCUCUGAAUUGUAUUCCUUCGUCUGCAGUUAUUGUUGGAUCUCUAAUCAUAGAAGUACUUGGGGUUUACCUAUAGGUUUACUAUUAUUUGUUUUAAUAUUAAGUAACCUCAAGUUAAUGCAUACUUUGAUAAGAUUUACCUUUUACGUUUUUUCUUUAUCCAGGAUUGAUUGGAUAAGAGUGAGGUUUGUGCACUUAAACUGGUUUAAACGCCCAGUACAUUUACAUUUUACUGACCGUUCAAAGGCGGUACUUAACAAUACUUGAUAAACAAGUUUUUAUAUAUUGUAUGUAUUCACUGUGCUGUUUGUGGAGUUUUGUGCUGUUCUUCCAUAUUUCUAGUUUGUGAUUUUUUGUUGUUAUGGUCUAUAUCUUUGGCGUCUACCCAGUGCCAGUAAACCGGAUUUAUGUUUAAACUUUGUGCUAUUGAGCUUGUUUUUUAAGUUUUUCGCAUAAAUAUUGUGAUGAAAGUGUGGUUUGUCUGUGUUGUGUGUACGGUGUUUAUGCCUUAUCACUGUAGUUUACAUUGCACAUGGCCCUAGAUUAUCACAAUUUGACCAGAUUGUCCAUGUACUAUUUUUUAUGUGAGCAUUUCCAAUCCAAUCUUUAACAAACUUAGUAGAACUAUUUAUCAUCUUAUCAAUCUUAUUUACUAGUAAUUGUUAAAGAUGUUCCAUGAAAAAGAGAGCACGACAUGUUCAAUUCGCGAAAUUUUAGCUUUUAGCUCCAAUAUUUUUACGACUAAUACCAUACGAUUGUGAAAGGACAAAUGCAUGCAAUGUACUACGGUGUAUAUGUUUGUAUAUAUCAAUUUUUUGUUUAAAUAUAUUUUAUGCUUAGAUAUAAUGCUUAAAUUUCUGUUUAACUAGCUGCAAUAAUAUCAAAUACUAUCCUCGAAUUAAAAACUGUA
This is a messenger RNA of Mya arenaria, 6640 nucleotides long. RefSeq lists its product as uncharacterized. The coding region runs from base 234 to 3665 and encodes 1143 amino acids. Gene Ontology annotation, molecular function: NAD+ poly-ADP-ribosyltransferase activity; metal ion binding. The record is from RefSeq and is a predicted model, not a curated record. NCBI's taxonomy places the organism in Eukaryota, Metazoa, Mollusca, Bivalvia, Myida, Myidae. The transcript has 9 exons.